AGGGCGCUAAUGUGCCAUAAACGGACAAGAGUGCUGAGUGCUGACGUCAUACUCAGCGUCAACUGACUACAACAUUUUCUCAAAAAAAUCAUACACCUCUCCCAUUUUUAACGAAAUGCUGAAAACAUGUAUUCGUUCACAGACAGCACGUUCUUGAGUCAAUCAUGACAUCACUGUCAUCAUCUCAUUUGACGGGGUCGAGCUCAACAUGCAGGACCCUUCCUGGGGAGGGUAGCCAGGUCCACCCCAGGGCUCCUCUCCUGCAGAUACUGAGAGUGGCAGGUGCUCAGGAGGAGGUGUUUACUCUGAAGGAGGUCAUGCACUAUUUGGGUCAGUACAUCAUGAUGAAGCAGCUGUAUGACAAACAAAGGCAACACAUCGUCCACUGUCAAGAUGACCCACUCGGAGAGCUGCUGGAAGUGAGGAGCUUUUCUGUUAAGAACCCCAGUCCAGUGUAUGAGAUGCUGAAGAAGAAUUUGGUUAUUUUGAAUAAUUCGGAUGCUGAAAAGAAUCUUUCAGUCGGCAAGGGUUCUAAUGAGUCUCCAAGUGAAGAUCCUGGUCAGGUGUCCUGUGGGUCAGUAAGCAAUGGACAAUGUCUCAAUGCCAGCAGUAUGAGCACCACUGCUACGCUGAGCUCCUCUCAACGCAGGCCACGUGAUCCAGAUGAAGAUUCUUCAGACGACUUACCCAGGUCGGCUUCCAAGCGGCCAAAGCUGGACGUGGCUGUGGAAGAGUUGGAACUUUCAGGUUUGCCUUGGUGGUUUCUGGGUAACCUGCGAAGUAAUUAUACUCGGCGGAGCAAUGGUUCAACAGAUAUCCAUACUAAUCAACUCUCUCCCGUACAGGACGAGGACACAGCCAUCGUGUCUGACACCACUGAUGAUCUGUGGUUCCUCAAUGAGGCGGAGAGUGAGCAGGUGAACGUGGAGAUGAAGGAGGCCGUGCUGGAGCAGGGCAGUGAUGCAGAUUCGCCGCAUGAAGAGGAGGAGACUGGAAGAGACAGUAAAGAUGACAGCAAGAUGAAGGACGACCAGGAUGAGGACUCGCAGUGUUUGAGUGAUGACACAGAUACAGAGAUCUCCACUCAGGAUACGUGGCAAUGCUCUGAGUGCCGCAAAUUCAACACACCGCUCCAGAGGUACUGCAUGCGUUGCUGGGCUCUGCGGAAGGACUGGUACAAGGACUGUCCUCGACUCGUGCACUCCAUCUCCGUUCCGGACAUCCCCAUCUGCACUUCACUUCCUGAGAGGGAUGAAGAUGAGGAGGAAGAUGAUGGAAUCGACAUGCCGGACUGCCUCAGGACUGUGUCUGACCCAGUUGUACUCCCUUCACAUCAAGUCUCUAGAAACCUCCUCCCAUCGUCCGCUUCUUCGUCUAAAGGCAAGGGCAAUUCACAGCUUCACCACUCACAGGAGAGCUCCGAGGGUGACAGCCAGGACACCCUGGACAUGGAGACCGAAUGCCAUCCCGAGGCCAUACUGGAGCCCUGCAAGCUGUGCCGGGUGCGGCCGCGCAACGGCAACAUCAUCCACGGGCGCACCGGUCACAUGAUCACCUGCUUUCCCUGUGCACGCAAGUUGCACAAGUUUCACGCGCCAUGCCCGGGAUGUGGCCAGAUUAUACAGAAGGUCAUCAAAACGUUUAUAGCAUGACUCAAACAGGACAAUUCACAGGCAUGAAUCACAAACACAUUUGCGUAUCAUUCGUAAAAUGGUUUUCGGGUUCAUAAUGAAGGAGGAAAUAAAGGAAACACUGCCAGGCUAAGAUGAAAGCAUAGAUUAGUGUAUCUAUAUUGAUUUGCGGUGUUAAGUACAAAGUAAGUAAAAAUAAUGUACAGAAUAUAAUUUAACUGUGGUGCAUUGAAACAGGCCUCGUAAUAAUGCUUUGCCAUCGUUUUUAUUAGCAUAGGUUUUCUAAAUAGAGUAAUUUGUUCCUUUUUCUGUUAGGUCAAGACGUGUGCUACUUGCUACUGCCUGAUAAGUGAAGAAGGUAUGAAAACAAAUCAAAAGAUUAUAAUUCAUGCAAAUGAAAUGCGUGGCUUCAGUAAAAGUUCCUGCAUAAACAUUAAAAACAUUAUAGUAAUUAGUAAAGUUUAGACAAAAAUUUAUAGAGUUUCUUGGGCAAGCAUUUAAUUUAAGAGCCCUUUCAACACACUUGACCAAUUUUGCUUUUAUUUGAUAGAGAAAAUAAUUUAGUCCCCUCCAGAUACUGGCACUUAAAAAAUAAGACCUUGGGCAACACUGUGGGGAUGCCAAUGACCUAGUAGAGGGAUUUGUGGAAAGGUGCUUUAAACAGAUUGUACUGGAAUAUUUAUUUAUUUAUAAAAUUGAGACGUAUUCUGACGGUAUGACCAAAGUUUGCUUGACAAGAAGAACCUGCUGUAUUACUUAUCAUAUAGUGUUAAAUAAUCUUCAAUGGUGUCGUACAGAACCUUCAGCGAGAAGCCUUAACUUAUUUUCUAUUACAACUUACAGGCUUUUGACAUGCUUUCCAACUAUUGGUUUCUUAAAGAGAUAGUUCACCAAAAUCAAAAAAAUUAAGUUCUGUCAUCAUUUACUAACCGUCAGAUUGUUUCAAACCUAAUUUUUCGGUUUGUUUGUGCAGCUAAACUCAAGUGAAGAUAUUUGAAAGAAUGUCAGUAUGCAAACAGAUCUCAGCCCCCAUUGACGCCCAUCGUAUUUAUUUUCCCUACUAUGGGAGUAAGUCGGGGAUGAGAUCUUUCUGGUUACUGACAUUCUUCCAAAUAUUGUUCUUUGUGUUCAGCGGAACAAACUGAGGGUGAGUAAAAAUCGACAGAAUUUAAUUUUUGGGUGAACCAUGACUUUGAGAAGCUCCAAUUCCUCUUUGCUUGUUUUUUGAUCCCACAUAAUCCAGGGCUGUUUAGCCUCUUUAUUUGUGCCUUUAUUUCUGUUUUAGUUCACCCAUACCCAUUCACUUGUGCCUGUUAAAGGUAGUGUAUAGGAUACUGGUAUGUAGCAUGUCAUGCUAAUUAUAUGUAGCCUAUUUGAGAAGUUAGUGUAUGGGUUCCUUUGUGCUUGUUCUCAAUAUGUCCUACAUUUAACUGCCAGGUGAGAUGACACGAGAAAAUGUGAUGUCUUUGGACUGUCACGCUUUUUAUGGACAAUACUCGUAAUGAGGAGUUUCAUUGAUCUUCUGAAAUGCUUGUUUUUAUGGUUGAAAGGUCAAAAGGACUAACGUUAACUUGAGCACUUCUCUUCAAAGCCUAUUUUUGCGAGUUUAUGUGGCGUAUUGUCAUCUGUUUUUGUUAAUACUGCUGUGUUAUUCAGUACUUAAGUGAAAUGAUUAAACUGUUGUGUAUGUGCAGCUAUAGAGGAUUUCAUCUGUAAUAUCGUCCUCACCCACUAGAGGGCGCACGCAAUGGAUUCACGGUACUAGCUUUUCUAUUGCUCAAGUACUCUGUGCUUUUGUUUUGUUCUAGUUAAUACUGUGUAAUUUAACCUAUUUGUGAUGGCUAUACAAGAUAGCCUAUUUCCAAUGACCAGAACUUUCUAGUGUGGAACAUUAUUGCUACAUCACUGCCAUUAUACCGCAUAGUAUGGAAUAUUCAUCCUAUGCCAAUGCAAUUAUAUAAUGAAGUUUGUUUGUGUGUUUUAUCCAUUUUUUUUCUCAGAUUCAAUUUGAACAUUAUUUCUUUGUUUUAAGUAAAUAAUCUAACCAAUAAAAAGAUAAAAGAU
Triplophysa dalaica is the source of this 3695-nucleotide messenger RNA. RefSeq names its product MDM4 regulator of p53 (gene mdm4). The transcript has 11 exons. The record is from RefSeq and is a predicted model, not a curated record. Gene Ontology annotation, cellular component: nucleus. Bases 165 to 1652 code for a protein of 495 amino acids. Gene Ontology annotation, molecular function: ubiquitin-protein transferase activity. Gene Ontology annotation, biological process: negative regulation of apoptotic process; regulation of cell cycle; protein ubiquitination. NCBI's taxonomy places the organism in Eukaryota, Metazoa, Chordata, Actinopteri, Cypriniformes, Nemacheilidae.